Messenger RNA from Prunus avium (sweet cherry), 1393 nucleotides. Its product is annotated as basal transcription factor complex subunit-like protein. The record is from RefSeq and is a predicted model, not a curated record. NCBI's taxonomy places the organism in Eukaryota, Viridiplantae, Streptophyta, Magnoliopsida, Rosales, Rosaceae. Gene Ontology annotation, cellular component: transcription factor TFIIH holo complex; transcription factor TFIIH core complex. Gene Ontology annotation, biological process: regulation of DNA-templated transcription; nucleotide-excision repair.
AAUGCGACAUUCAGCUUGAGAUUGAAAGCGUUGUCGUUUGAGUAAAUUCCCAAUCGCCGAGGCCCAAAGUUCCGGCGCGAGGAUUUAACCAAUAACAUAACAUAGCAUCAGUGUAUCAGUGAUCAGUCAGUGCACAUCAGAGAGCGUAGAAACGCACGCACCUCAGCUAUGGCUUCUGCUCCUUCAAAGCUCUAUGCUGAUGAUGUUAGCCUUCUGAUGGUUUUGCUCGACACGAACCCUUUCUUCUGGAGCUCAUCUUCCCUCCCGUUCUCCAUGUUUCUCUCCCAUGUGCUUACAUUUUUGAACUCGAUUUUACUACUCAAUCAACUCAACCAAGUUGUGGUUAUUGCUACGGGAUACAAUUCCUGCAGUUACAUCUACGAUUCUUCUACCUCCACGAACCAGGGUUCUGAUAAUGGAAGAAUGCCUGCACGGUGCGUUAACUUGUUGCAGAAGCUGGAGGAAUUUGUGAUCAAAGACGAGCAAUUGAUCAAAGAAGGCUUGAGAGAAGGGAUUGCUUCUUCGCUGCUAUCUGGGUCCUUAUCAAUGGCUCUUUGUUAUAUACAGAGAGUUUUUCGAUCUGGACCGCUUCAUCCUCAACCCCGGAUUUUAUGCUUGCAGGGAUCAUCGGAUGGACCUGAACAAUAUGUUGCAAUCAUGAAUGCCAUAUUUUCUGCACAACGGUCUAUGGUUCCUAUAGAUUCUUGCUAUAUGGGCUCUAGCAACUCUGCCUUCCUACAGCAGGCUUCAUACAUUACUGGUGGUGUGUAUCUGAAGCCCCAACAACCGAAUGGGCUGUUCCAAUAUCUCUCGACAGUUUUUGCAACUGAUUUGCAUUCUCGAGCCUUUUUACAGCUUCCUAAGUCUCUUGGUGUGGAUUUUCGUGCCUCGUGUUUUUGCCAUAAGAAGACAAUAGACAUGGGCUACAUUUGUUCUGUGUGCUUGUCCAUAUUUUGUAAGCAUCACAAGAAAUGUUCAACUUGUGGGUCAGUAUUUGGUCAAGCUCAGUCAGAUGUUAACUCAACAUCCAACAAGAAAAGAAAAACUCCAGAGACAUAAUGUUAGUUCUCUGAAGGCAUACUGUGUGAGUUCUAUGAGGGCUGUCUGGGAACCAGGUUUGCAGUGAUACAUGUGUGCCUCUCCUCGUAGAAUUUUGGCACCAUAGCUCAAUCGAAGCGCAUAUCACUGGGUGUGUUUCAUGAUGCCAACAAUUUUGCGGAGGUAAAAAGAAGUCUAGCUGGCUGAUUAUACAACUAAGGCGAGCUCAUAGGCCCAUUUAUGAUUUCUUGUAUCUGAUCUCGUGUUUAGAAAGUAGAGAGUGGCGGUUAUCCCGGAUGGUUAUUAGAUGGUAAAACAUAAUAUAAAGAAAUUACAUGUAUGCAUGUUGUGAGCA